GUUCGACAUGCCAAGCCGAAUUCCCUUGAUUUUGGGUGCUGGAGACUUCGGCGAUGCAGAUAGCAACGGAAGAGUCUCUGAUCCUGCUGUUGCACAGGAUUUUCUAGACUUUCUAGUAGAUCAUGGCCACAUUGGUAUUGACACCGCACGGGGAUAUUGCAAGGGCACGUCCGAAAAGCUUGUAGGGCAUCUUGACCUUAGGGGCGUCGCAUGUGUAGACACGAAGAUUUUUCCGUCUCAGCCAGGCGACCACUCUCCGCAAAGGCUGAAGGAGAUUCUCGGGGUCUCUAUGGACGCCCUGAAUGGCAAGAAAAUUCGCAUCUUUUAUCUCCAUGGUCCCGACCGUAGCGUGCCUUUUGAAGACACGCUUGAGACAGUAGACAGCCUUCACAAGGCCGGUUGCUUCGAGCAAUUAGGACUGAGCAACUUUAUGGCCUGGGAGGUCGCGGAGGUCGUAGGGAUUUGCAGACGCCGCGAUUUCAUUUUACCAACCGUGUACCAGGGUGUGUACAACCUCAUAGAUCGCCUCCCUGAGGACGAGCUCUUCCCUUGCUUGCGUAAGUUCAACAUCAAAUACGCCGCAUACUCUCCGCUGGCUGGUGGAUACCUUACCGACCGCUUCUUCGUGCCCGAGUCAGGCAAAGAGAUUCCGCUGCAGAAAUUCGACCUCAAGUUCACUCCUUCCUGGUACCAGGAUCGGUAUUUCCCCAUGGCGUCCGCCAUCACCGAGCUCCAGCGGGCUGUCAAAGCGCAUGACCUGACUUUGACUGAAGUGGCGUAUCGAUGGCUGCAGUGGCAUAGCAAGCUGCGCCCGGGUGACCACGGCAUUGUCAUGGCGGCAAGCCGCAAGGCGCAGAUCGAGGGCACUGUAGCAGACUGUGAUAAAGGCCCCUUACAGGGGGUGGUGGUGCGGGCUUGCGAAGAUGCUUGGAAUAAAUCGAAGGGCGUAGCCAAACCGUACUGGUUGUAGGACGAGCUUCAGGUUGAAUUCCAUCUCGCGGAAUGUCGCCCUUCGUGCCCAUUCUG
Messenger RNA from Phanerochaete carnosa HHB-10118-sp, 1026 nucleotides. RefSeq lists its product as uncharacterized. Gene Ontology annotation, molecular function: oxidoreductase activity. Gene Ontology annotation, cellular component: cytosol. The coding region runs from base 8 to 970 and encodes 320 amino acids. Lineage: Eukaryota; Fungi; Basidiomycota; Agaricomycetes; Polyporales; Phanerochaetaceae. The record is from RefSeq and is a predicted model, not a curated record. The transcript is spliced from 5 exons.